This is a messenger RNA of Musa acuminata subsp. malaccensis (wild Malaysian banana), 1063 nucleotides long. The record is from RefSeq and is a predicted model, not a curated record. NCBI's taxonomy places the organism in Eukaryota, Viridiplantae, Streptophyta, Magnoliopsida, Zingiberales, Musaceae.
ACACAUUCCUGUAUCUAUUUUUAAGCCAAACUUGCUGUUGAUUAUUUAUCUGCAUAACGGUUGUAACUUGAUUAUGUUGCUAGAUUGAUUGUGCAACUUGAUAUAUGUUUCCUGUUGUCAAUGAAUUGAUAUAUGUUUCUCUGUGAAGUCUUAUUCUCCUUGUCAACCAGUUUAGGCCCAUGCUAUGGGUGAAUGCUGAAGUGAUUGUUAUAAGGACACCUGCAAUUGAAUGUAUCGGUUGAUGGGUUCUUUUAAACACGUUCUACUUGAGUCAGAAUGCAUGCUUAUGAAACAUGCUGCCAAUUCAUUCGACUUCAAUAGGCACCAAUUGAUUGGCAAUAUGCUCAAUUUUAUGCCAUUUAACUUUUUUCUUGAGCACUUAUCUUUCAUGAAAUAGACCUUUGCCUUUGAUGUGUUUCCAUUGCCAGCCAACUUAAUGGAGGGUAUAUUAGUUAUUUGUUAAAAUUUGUGCAAUUUUUGGUGAUUGAUGAAUGGUAAUUGCUUGCAUAAAGAUAAAGUGGAUUUUGUUUAUUACAGAUGAAAAAUGAGAUGAAGCUCUUAUCCUAUGGGGACUCUUAUAGCAAAUGGUGAAGUAGCUAUGAGUUUGUCAAAGGGAAAGGCUAUACUUGGCCGAAAGUCUCAUUUGCAUGAUAGAAUUAUAUAUGACAUUUUUGUUGUUGAGUUUGAUCAUUGUAGGUGUCUGAUCUUCUUCGCCAACACUGGUUCUUUUCUCUCAAAACAUCCAUGCAGAUGUCACGGAAGAAUCGACUGCAUCAUCAUUCUGACUUCUCCAGCAAAGCUCCAGGAGAGGCCUCAAAGACUCUGUAGUGACUUAUCAGUCAUUGCCUCUCCUCGCUCAGAGAACCAUAUCACUGAAAGCGAGAGCCUUGCCGGCUUGCAGAUUAAAGUACAUUUUGGUGUCCUUGGGUAUAUGGAGAUGAAGAACCUACUGUUAAUUGCAUCUCUUCCUUGGAAGCACUGGAAGAACAGGCAGACCAACAACCUAUUGCUCCGUCUCUUCCGGGCUUGAUGACCAACGGGUCAACAACUAGAAUCAAGGAUG